AUGACAAUAUCUGAAAAUAAAACCGAAAUUUUAUCUAAAAGCAUGAAUUAUAAAGAAAAAGAACAUUCUAGUGUCAGUACAAAUGAUAUUUCAAUUAAAAAUAAUCGUAUUAAACAUAUGGAAAUAUUUCUUUUAAUCAUAUAUCCUUUUACAAUUGUACUUGGAAUUCUUUUUAAAUUAAAAAAUGGAGCUCGUGAAUCUUAUUUUUCACACAGUUCUAAUAUAUUUAAUGUUAUUUUUGUUAAACUAGGAUGGUUUUGGACAUCUCUGGUAUUUAUGUAUCAUAUAUCAAGAAUUCAACAUAAAAAUAUAUUUAAGGCAUGCAUACGGUGGUUUUUUGCAACUCUUUGGUGGAUUUUUGUCACUCAAUGGUUUUUUGGUCCCCCAAUUAUGGAUCGAAUUUUUAUAUUAACAGGAGGACAUUGUAAAUUUAGUGACACAGAACUAAAUAAAACUGGGGGACAUAUUCCUCAUUAUUCAUCUGAAUGUAAAUUAUAUGGCGGAAAAUGGGAAGGAGGAUAUGAUUUUAGUGGUCAUGCUUUUCUUUUAACACAUGCAUCGCUUUUUUUAUGGUCAGAACUUCUACUUACUUUAUAUUCUGAUCAAAAAUAUUUAAAGCAACCGCAAACAAUAAUUGUUAUUACUUUAUUAUUUUUAUGGUGGUUUAUGUUGCUCAUGACAGCAUGUUAUUUUCAUACAUUAAUGGAAAAACUGACAGGAUUAAUCAUAGGGUAUUUUUCAUGGGUGAAUAUUUACUUCUUUGGACCUAAAACAUUAUUUGGAAAAAAAUUUUUUGGAUUUUCAAAUUAUACAUAG
Messenger RNA from Pneumocystis murina B123, 816 nucleotides. RefSeq lists its product as hypothetical. Gene Ontology annotation, cellular component: endoplasmic reticulum membrane. NCBI's taxonomy places the organism in Eukaryota, Fungi, Ascomycota, Pneumocystomycetes, Pneumocystales, Pneumocystaceae. The record is from RefSeq and is a predicted model, not a curated record. Bases 1 to 816 code for a protein of 271 amino acids. The transcript is spliced from 4 exons. Gene Ontology annotation, biological process: lipid storage; lipid droplet organization; phospholipid biosynthetic process.